Molecule: messenger RNA, 4053 nt
Organism: Actinia tenebrosa (Australian red waratah sea anemone)
Lineage: Eukaryota; Metazoa; Cnidaria; Anthozoa; Actiniaria; Actiniidae
Product: polycystin family receptor for egg jelly-like
Biological process (GO): detection of mechanical stimulus
Cellular component (GO): membrane
Molecular function (GO): calcium channel activity; protein binding; calcium ion binding
Source: RefSeq, a predicted model, not a curated record
ACUCUAACAGCUGUCGAGUUUGAUGUUUAUUGUCUGGAGUCACGACUUACUGAUGUCCUGAAGAAAAUGAAAACGUUCAUCCAAGACAGCUAUUUAUUCGACUCCAAUUUCUACCGCCUACGAUAUUCAAGAACCGCUGUACAUUGUCAUCCACCGACAAUGAACGUCAUAUCAGAUCUAACAAGCUCAAGAACUGCUUUAAGUUUCAGGGGUUCAUCUCCUUCUUUCAGGAUCGAAAUUACCCACAAUUGCUCGAUGAAGCCCACAAUCUUUACCAGCUGCAGCUUCGCAGUUAUCCAUCAAAAGACUGGUCGUCUGUCAUCCUUCGUUCCAAUUAGUUCGCCAAACGCUCGUCAARUUACCUUUAACCCAAAUGCCUAUAGAAAUUAUCAUCUUAUUUAUUUACAGUGUCAAGCUAAUACUCAUGGUUUUGAAGGAAACUUUGCGCAAAAUUACAGAUUUAUAAGAAUUGUUGAGGCAAAACUGGUUCCUAGAAUAAAAGGCUCUGAAUACGCUAUCAAAGGUGGAAACAGCCUGGUGCUUGAUGGCUCUGAAUCACACGUGAAUAUAAAAGACGAAUAUUCAGAUUCUAUCCGCAUGACUUUCUCUUGGUAUUGUCAGACUGGGAAUAUUAGUGAUGUGAGAACAGGAUCCAAGGCAAGUGAUGGCAUAGAACUUAGAGCAAGAGGUUGUUUUAACAAUUCCAUAGAAGAACCCAUUUCGAGAAACAAAACUUUGAAUAUUGACAAUAUUUAUCUUACUGAAAGAGAAAUCUAUGUGUUUAAACUUAUUUUUCAAGCAAAUGGGCUCGCUGCCAGUAUCAAACAACAGGUUGCUGUGGAAAAGCACACAAUUGUAUCAAUCGUUUGCCUCUCUAACUGUUUAAAGAAAAUCAAUCCGCAAAAUAAGCAAAUACUUCGUUCCGAAUGCGACGGUGGAGCUUGUCGGAAACUGAAAACCUACCAGUGGACAUUUUACUUAUUCAAUAAAGACUCCAACAAAUAUCAAGCGCAAAGAAUAUUGGGAAAUGUUACAAGUAGCUCUGAGGGUGGAAUCGUGUUUGUGAUAAAUGACUUCAAGGAGCUUAUCGGUCAUCAAAGCGAUGAGGAUCAGAAAUACAAGAUUAAAUUAGUUGCAUAUUUGGACGCUUAUACCUAUAUAUCUACAGAAAGGCACCUUAUUCUAAACGGAGUCCCAAAGACUGCAAAUGAAAAACAUGGAUGUGAUGUCAGCCCAACUGUUGGCAUCGCAAUGGAAACAUACUUCAACAUAUCAUGCAAAAACUGGGAAGAUGUCGAUGUUCCCCUUAACUAUAAAUUCAUGUAUCUCGGUGAAUUUGGGACGAUUCUCCUCAAGUCUGGUAGCACUUCUGAAAUUAGUACCAAACUUCUUCCUGGAGACAAGGAAUCCAACUUCAAGUUAGAAAUUAUCGUUAAUAUAAAUGAUGCUUACGGGGUGUCUUCGACAGUGGGACUUGAAGCCAAGGUUCUGCUUCCUUCGGAGCAAGAAGCCAAUUCAGUUAUCCACAACACUGACAGCAAACUAAGGUCUUUGUUGAAGACAGGAAAUUCUGACGAAGCUGCUGACCAGUCAUUGUUCGUGUUAUCGUUGCUUAACUCAUUCAAGAAAAAUCUACAAACAGAUACCAAGGCAAAGGAUGAUAUUCUGAAUCAAAUGAGCCAAGCCGAAGUAAACUCCAUAUCGCAAGUUUCUAAGUGUGCAAGUGUCGUUAAAACUGCUUCAAAACAGAAAGCAAAGUUAACUCAAACAGCUCAGACUAAUACUCUUGCACUCAUUGAAAGCGCAUCAAAAGCGAUGACGUCAAAUUUAAGCAAUAAAAGCGCCAAUCUUAACCUCGCAAUGGUGGAACUUUUUUCGGGCAAUUUAGUGGAAGGAGUGAGCAAUGUAUUACACUCUUCUCUGGAAAACUCAACCAUGACUGCAGUUGCAGGUACUACUCCUAAGAACCCAAAUGAAGCUAGCGAGGAGAAGGGAGUAAAUAUAACAAGAAGGUCAACAAAGCUGCUCAAGGACAUUGCAAAUAGCAUAACAUCCCUCACAACCAUCGGUGAUGGCCCAAGAGUUUUACGAACGAGGAGUGUCGUCAUUCAAGUAGAAAAAAGCACGCCAUCUUCAUUCAAUAACAAAGUUAUAAGAGAUGAAGAAAAUGUUGAGAUUAUGUUACCGGCUUCUCAAGAUUUGUUUUCAAACACUAAUUCUACGCCAAAGCUUAUAAGCUGUCAGAUGCUGGAAUACCCAUUAAAUCCGUUUUACUGGCAUCCAAGUUCUAUAGCAGUCAAAUCAUCAGUUGCAGACAUAAGUCUACAGACUGAAAACAACCAUAUCUUGAAGAUUUCCUCUCUGAAAAAUCCGAUCAGUCUCAUACUGAAGAAGGAGCGUUUUGAUAUUAAAGGCGAUAUUUCUCGUUCCUCCAACCCGUCGUUUUUCCUAAAGCCUCAUUCAAAUAACAGUGAUAACAUGCGCUACCACACAAUAUUUGUGCCUUCGAUGUAUAUGACAGUAACAGUAACUCUUAUUCCACAAAAGGGAAAAGAAAUUGAAGUCUUUGUAAGCCCAAUGAACAGGCCAACAUCUUCCAAUUACAGUUAUGCUACAAAAAUUCCUGAUGUUUCUUCAUGUACGGACAAAGACRUCAACAGUUUUAAGCCAGCAAAUUGUUCUCGUGAUCCUUAUGCAAUUGAAAUCACGAGCAACAUUACUGGUAAGACAGGCUUACAUUUCGUAGGUCUACGACUUCUCCACCAUAAACAAAAUAAAAGUCUACCUGUAAAUACAACAAAGACUGUCUGGAGAAGAUCAGUUCUACAAGAGUUCAGCCUUCUCCAGCACCAUAAUCUUGCCAACAAACAGAAGAAUAUGAAAAAUAUCAAAGAUCCUCCUCCUAUUCCUGCUCCUUCAAAGUUUGUUCUAGAUGUCCAGAUUUAUAAUCCAGAGACUGAUGUUAGUUACCAGUUGAGUAGUUCAGUGUCUGCAUGCAUGUUCUGGUCUGAAGCAGAGCAGCAAUGGAAAAGUGAUGGCUGUAAGCUUGGAACAAAGUCUAAUUCAACUCAUAUCCAUUGCCUGUGUUAUCACAUGACCGCGUUUGGAGGCGACUUUUUCAUAGCUCCAAACCCCAUUGACUUCGACAAGAUUUUCUUUGAGUUCACCCAACUUGGAGAGUCAAAGAACUACGUAGUCUUAUCAAUAGUCUUUAUCAUUUGGUUGGUGUACUUUGUUGGACUUGUUUUUGCAAGGAAAGCAGAUCUCUACGAUAAACAAAAGAUUGUAAGCUGUUAUGUAAAUCCAUCGGAAGAGUCAAUUGGUAAUGACUUAAAAACUUACAGAAUAUCAAUACAAACAGCUUCAUGGAUAGGUUCUGGGACAACGGCCAGUGUCGGAAUGACAAUAUAUGGUGAUGAUGCAAAUAGUUUGGUAUCUUUGUAUUUCAACAACACUGAUUCUGACAAAAAGCUGUUUGCAAGAGGAAGUGUUAAUACAUUCUUUGUCAGCCUACCGGAAACUCUUAACAAUAUUUUUAAACUCACAAUAUGGCACGAUAACUCCGGAAGCGAGCCUUCUUGGUUUCUUCAAGAUGUCCUCAUAUCAGAAGAGGAUGGUUCAAAGCAAUGGAACUUUUUGGCCAAUCGUUGGCUUGCAGUCGAAAAAGAAGAUCAUUGUACCUCUGCUGACAUUUUCUUGACAGAAGAUAACGAGUUAAUGAAGUUUAAGAAUCGACUUUACACAAGAGCAGCAAAGCAAUUUGCAAACGCUCAUUUAUGGCUUUCUCUCUUUACCAAAAGUGUCCACAGUCCGUUUACCAGGUGCCAAAGACUUUCCUGUUGCUUACUGGUCGUAAUGGCAACGAUGGUAUCAAAUGCAAUGUUCUAUCAGUUCGGUACCAAGUUCAAUGACAUAUUUCUCAUUGGUCCUUUGCAAGUCAGUUUGAAUGGAAUUAAAACUGGGAUUCAAAGCAGCCUCAUUGUCCUUCCUAUUAGCAUUAUUACUGUUCUGAUCUUUGAUAACGUCAAGCAGAAACAAGUUAACAAAAAGUAA